AUGUCCGCGCCCUCACUCCGCCUCACCUUCCUUCUUCCCCCUUCAUUUUUUUCUUCUUGCGAAAUCUCCGGCCACCAUUCCUUCAAUGGCCGCCCUGGCCGAGCCCUCCCCGCAGGCGUGUGCCUCUGUAAAGACCGCGAGAGCUCUGCGUGUGCGCGAUGUUGUCGCCUUGCCACUCCCCAUGGCCGCCAUCCCGCCCCAGCGCCCACACUCGCCGCCGCCGCCAUUGUCGAGCUCGUCGAUCUCCGCACACAGCUCGGCGGCGGGGUCGCCGGCUGCUGGGCUCCGCGAGAUUCUCCUCGUGCGAGACGCCGGGGAGCAGGAACGGGAGAGCUCGGCGCCAAGUUCAUGGCGGCCGGAGCUGGGCCAGUUCGACGGGUGGGAGAGCUCCGGGGAGGAGCAACGGGAGCGCUGGGGCUGGUGCCACCGCAGCCGCCGCGGACCCCAAGGGCGCCGCCGACGACACCGAGGUCGCCACCGGCCGCUGUAUCCGCCUCUGGCCUGUCGGGACAUGCGGUCGCCGCCGCCGCCGAGGUCACUGUCGACACCUCCACCAGCAGCGCCAGCACGCACAGCGGUAAACGUCUCUCUCUCAGUCACCAGCAGGAUGUUGCCAAUGGCCAUGAGCUUGGCGUCGAGGCGGACUUCGCCUUCUGCUCCUCGGCUUCCAUGGCUGUCUGCGGACCACGGCCGUCGCGGACCACGUUCAAGGACGGGGUGGCCCCGGACGCGGUCGUGCUAAACAUGGCCAUCGCGGCGUGCGCGCAGGCAGGGCGCUGGAGAGGAUGGCACGGGAGGACGGAGUGCGGCCAGACGGCGGCAAUGCUGGGGGCGCUGUCCGCGUGA
Miscanthus lutarioriparius is the source of this 846-nucleotide messenger RNA. Lineage: Eukaryota; Viridiplantae; Streptophyta; Magnoliopsida; Poales; Poaceae. The record is from the annotation of a GenBank genome assembly.